Molecule: messenger RNA, 2874 nt
Organism: Rhopalosiphum maidis (corn leaf aphid)
Lineage: Eukaryota; Metazoa; Arthropoda; Insecta; Hemiptera; Aphididae
Product: protein apterous-like
Exons: 6
Coding region: 624-2360 (578 amino acids)
Biological process (GO): neuron differentiation; regulation of transcription by RNA polymerase II
Cellular component (GO): nucleus
Molecular function (GO): RNA polymerase II transcription regulatory region sequence-specific DNA binding; DNA-binding transcription factor activity, RNA polymerase II-specific
Source: RefSeq, a predicted model, not a curated record
CGCGCGCAAGCCCGUGUGUACGUUCGUCGACGCCGCCGCUAAUAAACGUUUCGCGUGCGCCGCUGUGUGUGCUGUGUCCCGCCGCUGCCGCCGAUCCUUACGCGAAAAAGAGCAUGCGCGCAACCCAGGACGACAAUAAUAAUAUUAUAUAGAUCGUGGCCGGAGCAGGACGACGACGCCGAAGACGAUUUUUUUCACUUCAUCCUUAUCAUCACUUUCGCUUCGUUUUUUUUUCCGUUGCCCACUGCCGCCACGGCCGUUGAUAUUAUAAAUUCAGUGCGUUUUCGGACUUCCGGACCCAAAACCCGCGACAUUGCAGUAAACAUCCUUCGCCAGAACACCACAUAAUACUUCCCCGAAGUCGUAAUAGUAAUCCGCAACAUCACGGCCGUCACGCAUUUAGCCGCUUUCUAUCGCGAGUCCACUGCCAGCGGUUUCCUGUCGACCGCGCCAAACGUGUUACAGUAGUCCGAACCAUUCCUACUCCAGCAGCAGCAGCAGCAGCAGCAGCAAUAGAAUCGUUGUCGAUGACACCCACGCCUUCGCUACCGAAAGACUUCAACUAGUGACACGCAAUCGUUGCACGCGAAUCACUUGUACAACGCGUCGCAUUGGCAGCCCUGAUGGGCGUGUUUGAAGACCUGGCCAAUCAGAAACCCGGAAUGCAUUGGCAGCAUGACCGCCAUCACACCAUGCUGGCCAAUCCGUACGACCCGUCUAGGGACCUGAGCCCGAACCUGCCGACCACGUCGUGCCGCGGCCAGGAUCUGACCAACGUGUUCGGCGUCGUCGGCGUGGUCGGCGGCGGCAGUGGCGUGCACGGACAGUGUUGCACGUUCAAGUCCGAGUUCGACGACGACUGCGCCACCUCCGACUGCUGCAGCAAAGUGUCUCCGCCGCCGCCGCCGCCUCCGAUUUCCGUCUUGGGACGUGACGAUUACCGCGGCGGUCCGCUGCAAGCCGUCCCGUGCAAACAGGAACUCGACACUGGCCACGGUCUGGGAUCGUCGCCCGCCGGACACCAUCACAAUCACCAGCUACUACACCACCAUCAUCACCAUCAUCUGGGCGAUGGCUACGGGUCGCCGCCGGAACCGUCAUCGUCACCACCGCCACCGGGUCACAUGACGUCUUACGGCGGCGGCGGCGCUUACGAGUCGUCGCCACCCGCCGCCGACAUGAUGGUCCGGCCGAAACGGGAAAAGGCCGAGGUGAACCUGUGCGACGGGUGCGGUUUGAAAAUCCUCGACCGUUACUAUCUGUUCGCGGUGGACAAGAGAUGGCACGCCACGUGUCUACAGUGUUCCCAGUGCGCUCGGACCCUGGCCACCGAAAUCAAAUGUUUUUACCGGGACGGAAACAUAUACUGCAAAGCCGAUUACCAAAGGUUGUACGGCAUACGGCGGUGCGGCCGGUGCCAGGCGGCCAUCUCGCCGUCGGAGCUGGUGAUGCGCGCCAGGGACACGGUUUUCCACGUGCCGUGUUUCAGUUGCACCGUCUGCUUGGCGGUGCUGACCAAGGGCGAUCAGUUCGGCAUGCGCGACGGCGCGGUGUUUUGCCAGCACCAUUACCAGCAGUUCGGGCCGCCGUCCGCGUCGCUGCAAGCUCAACAGCAACAGUCGCCGCUGCCGAGGACCAUCAUGCCGCCGUCGAUGACGCCCGUCCAGUCGCCGUACCCGUCGUCUCGGGCGCUCGAGUCGCCCGCACCCGGUGCCGGUUCGUUCUUCAACGGCGGUCCGGCGGCGACCGGUGGCGGUGGCGCGCCCGCCGUUCCCGCGCCCGCUCAACCCCGGCAGAAGGGCCGUCCCAGGAAGCGCAAACCCAAAGACUUGGACGCCAUGGCCGUCAAUAUGGACAUGAACUCCAGUGAUUCGUACAACAUGGAAAUGGCGUUCGGCCCAGGCGGCUUGUCGUCCGGUGCGGGCGGUAACGGCGGUCCCGGGUCCGGUCACCAGCGGACGAAACGCAUGCGCACGUCGUUCAAGCACCACCAACUGCGCACCAUGAAGUCGUACUUCCAUCACAACCACAACCCCGACGCCAAGGAUCUCAAACAACUCUCGCAAAAGACCGGCCUUCCCAAACGGGUGUUACAGGUUUGGUUUCAAAACGCUCGAGCCAAGUACAGGCGGACGGCUACCAAACAAGACGGGGGUCUAGGAUCGUUGGCGCCGCCGUCGAUAAAACCGGACAAAAGCUGUUCGGAAAGCUCGACGGGCUCGACCGGCAUCGAAGCGGUUAUGUUCCACCAACAGCAGCAGCAGCAGCAGCAACAACAACAGCAGCAACAGCACCACGCUAUGCAGAUGAGCCCCAGGAGCUAUUUGAGCACAUCGUCACCGAUGGAAUGCGGGUCGUAGAGAAUUAUCGUAAAGAAUAUAGAAUAUUAUCAUCUGACGUUUCCUUUAUCAUAGUAUAUCAUAUUAUUAUACAGAUGCAUUAUAGAAUAUUGUAUGUAACUCAUGUGUAUAUAUAGGGGGGGGGAUUACAAAUGAAGUAAUAUAUUAUAAUUAUAUAAACGUCGGUGUUUAUGAAAAAAAAAAUGUAUGAACAGCGAAAAGCCAGUUUUGUAUACGUGCAAUAUUUUCAAAACAUAUAUAAGUAAUUUAAGUUGUUGUUUUUUUUUUUUUUUUAAUUAAAUAUUUAUAUUGUUGAAAGUAUAACGGUUUGAAAAAAAAAUAAUGAGAGAAAAAAAAUACUAUUAGUCUUUAGUAACGAUGUUCGAGAGUAGUAUAUAUAUAUAUAAAAUACAUACUUAAUAAGCGUAACUUGUAUAAAUCGAUGUUGUCCUUACUUCCCUUGUGUCUAUACAUAUACUUUGUAAAACAUGUACAUUUCUCUUAAAUAAAAAACAUUGUGGUGACAUUUUAAUAA